AACAAACGCCCGGCAGAAUCCUCACCAGGGAACAAGUCCAUAUCUGCUCAUCAGACGAUGGCAAAUAGCUCAGCAGCCCGCGUGACUCCAGCGAAGAGGCAAAAGACUACCAACAGCCAAUCUCGAACGUCCCAAAUAUCCGAAUCUACAGAUUGGAAUACACUUCUGCCCUCUGGAAAUGAAUUUAAAAAAAUCUUGAAGGCUGCCUUAGUUGCCUUAGCACGGCAAAUCAAGAGGUUUGAGCAGCUCUUAACAUCCAUCAAUGAUAAACACCGCAGCCUUGCCGCAGAUAAGCGCAGUUGCUAUUCCAAGAAGGAAGAGCUAGCGAAAAGCUUGGAAAAGGCUCAGGAAUCCCUUAAGGAUGUUGAGAAAUCAAUAGCUACCAACAAUAACGUGUUAAUAGCUCUCGAAAACGUCUACAACCAUCCAGGGGACAAAGAAUUUCACACGUUCUUAGACAAACGAAGGAAGACUAUCAGCGAACAUCAAGAGAUGUAUACGAUCGUCACAAGCCAAUUGGAUAGGAGUUCAGCUGAACUUCCUGAGACUGAAGGUGAGAUUGAGCUGGUGACUAUGAGCAGUGUUGCUAAUAAUAUAAACAAUAUGAUAUUGCCAAUAUGGACCCCUUCGCAAUAUUAUUGUAUUGUCAAGGGGUGCAUAUUGUAUUACCCAAUAUGA
Molecule: messenger RNA, 678 nt
Organism: Fusarium redolens
Lineage: Eukaryota; Fungi; Ascomycota; Sordariomycetes; Hypocreales; Nectriaceae
Exons: 2
Source: RefSeq, a predicted model, not a curated record